AUGGAGAUCAAUGGUUCAAGUGGUGCGAGUGCUGGUGGCCCAUGGACGCCCUCGAGCUGGAAAACCCGCCCGAUCGUCCAAUCAGUCACCUACAGCGACACACACUCCUUCGACACUUCCCUUCAAAAACUCAACAAACUCCCACCCCUCGUCACGCCGCGAGAAAUCGUCAAGCUGAAAAACGAACUCCGCGAAGUGGCUAGGGGCAAUGCCUUCCUCCUUCAAGGCGGCGACUGCGCCGAGCUCUUCGACUACUGUACCCAGGAUAUGAUCGAGGCCAAAGUCAAGCUCCUGCUCCAGAUGUCCCUGGUCUUGAUUUACGGCGCGAAGAAAAAGGUUGUCCGUGUGGCGCGCAUGGCCGGCCAAUACGCCAAACCACGGUCCUCGCCCAUGGAAGUCGUCAACGGCGUCUCCAUGCCCAGUUUCCGAGGCGACAUUCUGAACAGCUACGAAGCGGACCCCGCGCUUCGGGAACCAGAUCCCAAGAGGCUGGUCGACGCGUACUUCCACUCGGCCGCGACGCAGAACUACCUCCGUGCAGCACUGACGAGUGGGCUGGCCGACCUCCACGCCCCGCUGGAUUGGAGUCUAGGCCACGUCCGCGACCCCUCGGUCCGGGACAACUACCAAGUCAUUGUCGAACGGAUCACCGACACGCUGGAGAUGAUGCGGACGAUCGGCCUCGACACCGGCGGCGGGCUGGAGACGGUAGACCUGUUCACAUCGCACGAGGGUCUGCUUCUCGAGUAUGAACAGGCACUGACGCGGCAGUUCAAACAUCCGACGAAUUACCACCACCAGCAGCGGCGUGACGUGCCUCGACCCGUCUCACCGGUCGCACAGCAACCACCAAAGAGUCGGAAAACAUCACUGCCAACGCAACUGCCCCCGCCUUUACCCCCGACGAGAGGCUACUACGACACAUCCGCCCACAUGGUCUGGGUCGGCGACCGCACGCGACAGCUCACGCACGCGCACGUCGAAUUCUUCCGCGGCAUCGCCAACCCGAUCGGCGUGAAAGUUGGCCCCUCGAUGCCGCCCUCGGACCUCGUGCCCCUCCUGGACAUCCUCAACCCGGGCUGCGAAGUCGGUAAGAUCGUCCUCAUCACGCGGUACGGGUGCGACAAGAUCGCCGCCCACUUGCCGGGACAUAUCCGCGCCGUGCAAAACUCGCGGCACCAAGGCACCGUCGUGUGGCAGUGCGAUCCCAUGCACGGUAACGGACGAAACGCCACGGUGACGAUGCCCCCGGAUUCGACCAUCAACGGCUCCACGACGGCCGGGUCGGGGUCCACGACGAUCAAGACCCGUCGGUUCAGCGACAUCCUGUCGGAACUUCGUCAAGCUCUGCAGAUCCAUCGCUCCCACGGCAGCUAUCUUGGCGGCAUGCAUCUGGAACUGACGGGCGAGGCGGUGACGGAGUGCGUGGGCGGUGCAGAGGAGCUCACCGAACAGGAUCUCAGCCUGAAUUACGCCACGUUCUGCGAUCCGCGGCUGAAUGAGAAGCAGGCUCUGGAGCUGGCUUUUCUGGUCGCGGGCUUCUACAGGGACGUGAGUGGUGGAAAGUAG
Molecule: messenger RNA, 1569 nt
Organism: Cladophialophora carrionii CBS 160.54
Lineage: Eukaryota; Fungi; Ascomycota; Eurotiomycetes; Chaetothyriales; Herpotrichiellaceae
Exons: 1
Coding region: 1-1569 (522 amino acids)
Biological process (GO): aromatic amino acid biosynthetic process
Molecular function (GO): 3-deoxy-7-phosphoheptulonate synthase activity
Source: RefSeq, a predicted model, not a curated record